This is a messenger RNA of Sphaeroforma arctica JP610, 1134 nucleotides long. RefSeq lists its product as hypothetical. Lineage: Eukaryota; Ichthyosporea; Ichthyophonida. The record is from RefSeq and is a predicted model, not a curated record. The coding region runs from base 1 to 1134 and encodes 377 amino acids. The transcript has 7 exons.
AUGCCCACACAGUCGACGCUGAGCACGACCAAGAGCGACGACACGUAUACAAGCCCUUACCCACAUCCCCAAGCACCGGGCCAGUCCAAUCCUAUUGCAACCGGCAAGAGUACGGCACCAGCGACAGCUAAACCGUUGGGCACACCGACUGCUGGCAGUCUGACCAAAAGCGGCAGUAACGAUAAAAUGAAGGUCAAAAAUGUAAAAUCGCGGGUCAAAGUUGGGGCCAGCGGUACGAAAUCUGGAGCUGCCGGCACAAGUAAACUUAGUAAGAAGGAGCGACUAGCAAAGGCUGCGGCUACGAAGGCGACCGAGACAGCUAAACAGGAUACGGCAAAAAGCUCUGGAGCAGCGCCUGGGGAUAGGUCGGGAAGUGGCUGCCAAAGACGCUCGUCGCCGUAUUCUCCCGGCACUGAGAUAGCGGAGGCGGACAAGCCCGGUGCUGCCGCAAGCAAGGCGAAGUCCAGGCCAAAGACAUCGACCAAGAAAUCCAAAGCAGGUGGCCAGGAUGUCAAUCUGGACGUUAUCUGUGCCGUCCAGACCCAAACAGUCAAUGCGAAGGGUACUAGCACCUUCCUCACAUGCCGGCGAUCACUGUCAUGCAAAUUCACUCAGCAACCGUUCGGUAUUGCUGGUGCAGGCACAAAUCGGAAAGCUAGCGCUGGCGAAACAAAUAAAAGCAAAGAGACGGCGGACAAACAAACUGUCAGCAAACCGAAGGAGCCAUCGCUGCUCACUGCCAACCCCAAACCCAUGGCUGUCAAAGACUACGGAGCGCGAUACCUGACGACAAGCAUCAAGACCUUCAUUCGGCGAUGGGACUACUCACGGCUGAUCACAGGGUCAUAUGUGUUGCAAGAGUAUUACGCAGCAGAGGCCACGCGAGCGCUUCUCCUACUCCAGCAGCAGCAGCUGUUGCAACAAACUGCACAACAGGUGUCACAGACACAUGCGCCGGCAACGAAUGUGUAUGUGUCCAGAGACAGUACGUUACCCUCUGCACUCCCAUCCUCUCUGCCAUCAGCAGUAGCACUAGCGGCCGCUGUCAUCUACAAGUCAUCGCCAAUGGUAUCGCGGUCUAGCACUCCCGUCCCGUCUACCAAUAUGCCGACCAUCAUCGGUGUGUAUAUCUGA